Messenger RNA from Aureobasidium pullulans EXF-150, 4654 nucleotides. RefSeq lists its product as uncharacterized. The record is from RefSeq and is a predicted model, not a curated record. Lineage: Eukaryota; Fungi; Ascomycota; Dothideomycetes; Dothideales; Saccotheciaceae. The transcript has 2 exons. Gene Ontology annotation, molecular function: protein binding. Bases 266 to 4468 code for a protein of 1400 amino acids.
AAAAGCGGCCCUUGACAACCGACGACGAAACAUAUAGCUAAUUGGACAGCGACAGGCCACACAACAUAAGGCCUUCCAAGCGGUCGCAUGUCGAGUCUUGAUAAUAAUUCCUCUUGAGCGUUUCUUGUUUUCUGUCAUUCCGUGUGGAGGUUGGCACUUGUUAUUCUGGAGGAGCGCGUUUCUGGUUGCUGGAUUACCAACGUAAACAAGCCGCUCUCUUGUCUGGACUUUCGCACAACUCGGCGCAACGACGUGAUUGCGCAACAUGGCUGGACAAUCGAUACCUACGAAAUUCCCCUGCUGGUGCAAGGCUGUAUACUCAUGGGGUGGAGAGACCAAGAAAGACCUGGGAUUCAUCGAGGGAGAUUUGAUCGAGUGUCUGAACGCAGGAGAUGGAUCAUGGUGGAUGGGUCGUCUACGACGCGACAGGCGCAUGGUCGGCCUCUUUCCAUCCAACUUCGUCCAAGUGCUCGACGAGAAGUUCCAACCAGCACCCAUUCGCCGAAAUGUCUCACCACCCACCGUCGCAGCGCCGCAAAAGUCGAAGAGCGUCUUCCGCAAACCCUUCCAAGGAUAUAAAGAGUUUGGAUACCGCGAUGACGGCUGCAAUUCGCGUGGCAGUACACCAGAGGACAGGCCGGUCAAGAAGAAGUUCAGCCCAUACUCGAGUAUGAAGACAGCAAAGGCUCCUGGCUCAGACAAGAAACCACAAUCAUCACCGCUGAAGGAAGAGUCGACCUUCCGUGUCCCAUCACCACUCCCGCGCCGAACACCCAGCAGGGCUUCCUCGCCCGUCGACAUGUAUAGAGCUUCCUCUCCAGCACCCACCAUGUUGCACCGCUCAGUAUCUCCUGCUCCUUCGGCUUUCUACCGCGCCACUUCGCCAGCUCCGUCAGCCAUGUACAGAACAUCGUCACCAGCUCCCUCGACCAUGUACAGAGCCGCUUCGCCUGCUCCUUCAGCCAUGUAUCGUCCUGUUUCACCCAAUCCACAAGAUGUUUAUCGCCCUUCUUCUCCUAAUCCAACAGCGAUGUAUAGUGGACACGCUUCGCCCAACGCUGCCAUGUAUCGUGCUGCUUCUCCCAAUCCAAACAUGAACUCCGAUCUAUACAGUCGAGCCGCUUCACCAAACCCCAACAUGAACUCUGAUCUAUACAACCGAGCUGCUUCUCCAAACCCAUACCGAGCCGUAUCGCCCGCUCCUUUGAACCAAGGCAAUUCACCAUACCGCGGUCCAUCUCCUGCUGCUUCUCAGUUCCAUCACACACCGUCUCCCUCACCCACACCCACGCCUAUGCCCGGAGUAGGUGGAUACCAAGCCUACAGACCUCAACAGGAUUAUGAUUACUUCAGAGCCGCUUCUCCCGCUCCCCCAGCUCCUAUGCACCACAUCUCAAGACAGCCUUCGCCGAUACCGCAAGACGAUGCUUCUUCUCCUCCACCUCCUGCACCGCCACCUCAUCGUAUCCUCCACCAACAGAACAGGCCAGUUUCUCCGCGUCCGUCCUACGACUCUUCCGACCACAACAAUGGCUACGCGACCCCUGGAGGUCAUUCCAGAGACGGCCAAUCUUCUGGCAUGACUCCUUCUCCUUUGCGUGACGCUAUGAACGAUGUCAUGUCUUCAUUACACGAUAUGAGCAGUGUUGCAGGCAGAUCCUCACCUGCCCCCGGUCCCGAAAGUCCCAAUGGAAUCUGGUCGCCUGACGCAUUCGAUCUCAUCCGCUCCCGAUCAGCCCACCAAGCCAGAGCGAAGUCGGCCAUGGAUAUGUACCGAAGAGAAGCAAGCCCGAAUCGGCUAGAUGAUGUGCAAGAAGACCACGAUUCCAUCCCAUCACUUCCGCCUUCAAGAGACGGCCCACCCGCACUGGAUGAAUACGUUUCGCGCAUGGAAACACGCUUGAGACGAACAAAAUCAUCCGGCAGCGAGCUCCAGACUGCAGGAGGCGCUGUUCAGUAUGACAACAGACCCACCACAUCUAGUAGCCAAGGCAGUACCGGUAGUGUUCGUUUCAGCACACAGGUUCCUAGCCCCAGAAAGUCCGUCUACGACCUUGCAAGCAGGCCCCAACAACUCCGCCGGACCCAAACAAGCAAGACCAGCUCAUCCUCAGGUACCAACAGUACAUCCACAGCCAGCACUACGAGCACCCAGAUUACUAGCACAAGUAUCAUGAGUGGCCAUUCUGCAGGUGCCUUCAGUGCCACUAGUGCUGGUAGCUUUGCCAGGCGAAAGUGGGGUUUGACUGGAAGUGUGAAGGGCAGACGUCCGCUGAGCGCUUUGAGCUCGAGAUCGUACGGAGAUCUUCGUGGAGAGUUCGGAAAGGAGGAACGACCCAAGACGGCCAUGCAAUCAAGACCACAAUCGCCCGAAACAGGUAUCAGCUUCCACUCAAGCCAUGCUACACAGCCUGCUCCUACACCCGUCGCUGACUGGACUACUAACCCUUUCGAGACUGCUGGUGUACUUGGAGGACUUUCUGCUCCCAAGGCCAAAAAGAGCGGCUUUUUCAGGAAGAUGAUCGACACAGCAAAGACAACUGCAAAGACUGGAGCAGCCAAUGCAAGAAGUAGCAUCGCAUCUGGCAGGCCGCCCAGUAGAGCAGGCUCACCGAGAAAGAACACCAUACCCGAUGGUGUCAAUUCAAUCUCCGGUGGCACACCUACUUCGCCUUCUGCGCUCACAUCGACCGCUCAUCGCGAUAUGGGACUUGGAGGUGGUGAUGGCUGGAUGCAGGUCAGAAGAGACGUCAAUCGAUCCAACUCGCUCAGUAGAAAUGAGAGGGUUGAGCGUAUUGAACGUUGCGAGAUGAUGGAUGUUCUUGUUCUCAACCCUGUCGAAGAGCUGCUUGAGCGAACUGAAGGCGACGAGGGUCUCGAUGGGCUGGCCAUCACUGAACCAACCGAUUUUGUUGCUCCGAGCCUAGGACUGGUAGACAAGGGCACGCGAUUCAUCUCAGCUCUUCCUCAAAUGGUCACUCCGACAUCCUUGGCACAGAGCUAUCUGUGCAGACCGUAUCGUAGCGACGUGCAACGUCUACGUGCGAUCUUUACUUGGGUGGCUGAGAAAAUCACCUGGGAGGAAGACUUCGAGGGUCAGGUCGACACGAGACGAGUACUGCAGACAAAACGGGGUUGCAGCGAAGAGAUCGCUGUUCUCGUACGCGACCUUUGCUCAGCUGUCGGUCUACAUGCCGAAGUCGUUCGUGGAUACCUAAAGGGGCCUGGAGAAAGACUGGACCUGGAGACGAUCGCAAGAGCCAAUCAUUUCUGGAACGCAGUCAUCAUUGACGGCGAGUGGCGUAUCAUGGACUGUUCUCUGGCCAAUCCUACCAACCCAAAACGAAACAUGUACAGUUCUGCAAACAACACAGUAGCCGACCACUGGUUCUUCCUUACCCGACCCAUGGAGAUCUGCUACACUCACAUUCCUCUUCUUCCCGAGCAACAGCACAUCGUCCCUCCUGUUCCUCACGAAGUCCUCAUCUCACUUCCAUGCGCUUGUCCGCCUUACUUCCGCCACCAUGUGGAGCUCGCAAACUACGACACAUCAGUAGCCUACCUCGAGAAUCUGGAGAUGGCACACAUCCAACUCACAGUCCCCGAAGACGUGGAGAUAGUUGCUGAAGUCGAAGCCCGCGCCUUCGCCCGCGACAUGGAUGGUGACCUUUUUGAAUCCGGCGACGUGACUCGCAAGAUCGCUCUUGCCCAACCAACCUGGAUUGGCGGCAGAAAGAGUUACGUUGUGAAAGCACUCCUCCCCGGCGAUGAAGGCGAAGGUGUUUUGAAAGUAUACGCAGGCAAACGCGGGCUCAUGCACUCUAUCAAGGACAACCCGCAUGCUCUCGCCCUCGCCAUAUCAUUGUUGCAUACAGGACAGAACCCACCCUAUACUUUCCUGACACGCCACCCCACCCCUCACGCUCAGCGCCAUGAUCUUUAUGUCGCGCAACCUCAAUGCGCAAGAUUGGUCAUCAACAAUACCUUCGUCUUUUGCGUGCGCCAACAUCCUUCCUCCCUAUCUCGUUUCUCACCAGACACAUGGGGAGGCAGCUCCAACAACGCUUCAUCGUCCAGCCGCGGCCGCAGCAACAGCGCUCUAGGCCUCCGCUCCACUUCUCCAGCCCCCUACGCCCGCCCCUCCUCCGCCAUGUCCAUCGCCUCCUCCUCAGCAGGUCUCUCCCACACCGGCUCCACGUACUCCGAAUCCUCCUCUGUGCUCACAGACAAGCAAUCCAAACCUGCCAAACUCGCCAUUCAAUCUCCGAGUGGGAAGAUCAUAAGGUUUACCAGAAAGCAAGAAUAUGGAGGUUCGGGCAGUGGAAACAGUUCUAGAGAUGAAGAUGAAGGGAUGGGGAGUACGUGGGAGACUGUCAUCAAGGUUGGAGAGAGGGGAGUUUAUCGUGGUCUUGUACUGGCGGAUAGAAGUGCCAGAUGGUGUGUUUUUGCCGAGUGGGAAUGUGUUUGAUCGUUAUGAUUGGACUGUUUUUUGCACUUGACAAUUGUACGCCGGAGUUUUAUGUUGUACGAUAUCAGUAGAGUUUGAGGUUUCGGGUUUUACUGGAACAGGUUGUAGGAGUUUCAUGUUGUACUGAUGGUAGCAUAGCGAUUGUUACUUUAUAAUGCUUUUUUUUCGUUCUUAUAAAUGCUCGAG